UGACGACCGAAAGAACCAAAGAAUAUAAAUUCCUGCAGUCACAAAACUUUGAAGUCUAAAUUAACAAAACGCGUUGCGAGUCUGACGCGGCUUGGUUCGUGCGACGCCCCGUAGCUCCGCGAGCGUCACGCUGGGUGCGUGGUCGCUGUUGCCUUAGCGGGAUCGAUCGCGGUGCUGGGCCUCUCCUAGGUCGACUCAGCCUCAAAUGAAUACGUGGUGAGGUAACGGGGGAGCGCUGCGCCGUCUCGUUGCGGGGGUCGCCGCGAUGCCGGAGCCGUGCGAGGCUGAGCUGGAGGACAUUGAGGACAUCCUGGGGGAGGGCGACGAGGUGGGGGGGCGCCCCCCACGGCCCCACCUCGUCCCCCGCGCCCGCCGCCGGGGGGCUCACGCGACCCAGCGGGAGGAAGUGCUCGCUGACAGCGUGAUCCCCGGCACGCACUCCGUGUACGUGCGCACGUGGGGCUGCUCGCACAACAGCUCCGACGCGGAGUACAUGGCGGGGCAGCUCGCCGCCUACGGCUACCGCAUCACAGACGACCCGAGUGAGGCCGACCUCUGGCUGCUCAACAGCUGCACAGUGAAGGGCCCAGCCGAGGACCACUUCCGCAACGCCGUGCAGAAGGCCUUGGCUGAUGGCCACAAGGUGGUGGUGUCAGGCUGCGUCCCACAGGCCCAGCCUCGCCUAGGCUACAUAAAAGGCCUCAGCGUUGUUGGGGUGCAGCAGAUCGACCGCGUCGUGGAGGUGGUUGAGGAGACCCUGAAAGGUCACACGGUGCGUCUGUUCGGGCAGAAGAAGGAGAAUGGGAAGCGUUUAGGGGGCGCCCCCCUGGACCUCCCCAAGAUCCGCAAGAACCCGCUCAUAGAGAUCAUCUCCAUCAACACGGGGUGCCUCAACGCGUGCACCUACUGCAAGACGAAGCACGCCCGCGGAGAGCUCGCCAGCUACCCCGUGGAGCAGCUGGUGGAGAGGGCACAGCAGUCCUUCCAAGAGGGCGUGCGCGAGCUGUGGCUCACGAGCGAGGACACGGGCGCCUAUGGGCGCGACCUGGGCACCGACCUGCCGACGCUGCUGUGGCGCCUCGUGGACACGGUGCCGGAGGGGGCCAUGAUGCGGCUGGGCAUGACCAACCCACCCUACAUCCUCGAGCACCUGGAGGAGAUGGCGCGCGUGCUGAGCCACCCGCGCGUCUACGCCUUCCUGCACGUGCCGGUGCAGUCAGGCUCCGACGCCGUGCUGUCCGCCAUGCGGCGCGAGUACAGCGCCGACGACUUCCGCCACGUCGUGCGCUUCCUGCGGGAGAGGGUCCCUGGCAUCACCGUCGCCACGGACAUCAUCUGCGGCUUCCCCGGCGAGACGGAGGAGGACUUUGCGGAGACCGUGCGGCUGGUGGAGGAGUUCCGCUUCCCCAGCCUCUUCAUCAACCAGUUCUACCCACGGCCUGGCACGCCCGCGGCGCGCAUGCCACCCGUGCCCGCCUACGAGAAAAAGCAGAGAACAAAGGAGCUGUCCCAGCUGUUCCGUUCCUACAACACGUAUGGGCACAAGGUCGGGGAGCGGCAGCUGGUGCUGGUGACGGAGGAGUCGUUUGACGGGCAGUUCUACGUGGCACACAACAAGUGUUACGAUCAGGUGCUCGUUCCCCGUGACCCCGCGCUCAUGGGCCGCAUGGUGGAGGUGGACAUCGUGGAGGCCGGGAAGCACUUCCUGAAGGGGCGCCCCGUUGAGCCGACCACCACCACCACCACCACCACGCCGCCGCCGCCCCUCGCUCGCCCGCUCCCCCGUGGCGCUGUGUCGGGCCUCCUGCUCCAGCGGGAACCGGCGUCGUGCCAGGCUGGCGGCUGCUGCGGGGGCGGUGAACGUGCCGGGGGGGGGUGCCCGGGGCCCCCCACCGCGGGGGCCUCCCUACGGGCCCGCGUGGCCCCCGCGGUGCGUGCGGCGGGGCUGGCGCUGGCCCUGGCCGUGGGGGCGGCGGCGGCGCUGGUGGAGAUCGCUCGCGCGGCCUCCUGGGCGCUCGCACCCUCCCCGCACGGGGACUCCGUGGGGUGACUUCACGGGGUGACUUCUCAGCCGGGUGACUCCGUGGGGUGACUCGCACAGUCAGCAGGGUGACUCAGCAAGGCCUUCACCUCCACGAGGGUGACUCAACUGGUCGCUCAUGUGAAUGAGACUGUCGUGGUCUCUUGAGUUCUCGCCUGGUGAAACUCGUGACACUUGAACUCACCUGCCUCCUCGCUGACUCCUUCACUCAGCCACUCACCCACCUGGCCAGCCAGGCAGCCACUCACUCAUCUAGGUCACCCUUCCCAUCGAGACGCUUGUCCGGGCCUCUUGAGUCCUCGCCCGGUUAAACAAAGUCAACUCCACCAAACCUCGCCGGAGCCCAACGCUGGUUUAGAUCACACGCGCUCCCAUUUGCAGUCAAAAAACAAAAACCCCACAACACCGUCCAUGCAUGAAACAACAACCCUCCUGCUCGUGUGUGCAUAGGGCGGUAGUCGUGUGUGCGUACCGCUGUGUGUGUGUGUGCGCGUGUGUGCUGUGUGUAUAUGGCAGCGUGCCGUGUGUACGGCUGUUCUGCUGCUGUGUGGAGCUGGCAAAAUAAAGUGCCAUUAUUUUCCGCUUAAACACAA
Messenger RNA from Lethenteron reissneri (Far Eastern brook lamprey), 2634 nucleotides. It is a transcript of the gene CDKAL1, whose product is annotated as CDK5 regulatory subunit associated protein 1 like 1. The record is from RefSeq and is a predicted model, not a curated record. Gene Ontology annotation, cellular component: endoplasmic reticulum. Lineage: Eukaryota; Metazoa; Chordata; Hyperoartia; Petromyzontiformes; Petromyzontidae. Gene Ontology annotation, biological process: tRNA methylthiolation. Gene Ontology annotation, molecular function: 4 iron, 4 sulfur cluster binding; tRNA (N(6)-L-threonylcarbamoyladenosine(37)-C(2))-methylthiotransferase activity.